UGGUUUGGAAAAAAAUAAGUAUAUUAUACACCAAUAUACUUUUAUUCUUUGUUGCAUACAAUAGAAGGGAGUUGUAGGCGCAGAUUACAAAUGUAUAAAGUUAUGAAGUAUUAAUUGACAUCUUUUAACUAUAAUACGAAGAAAUGGCUUCUUCACAAAAUAUAAAAAUAAAAAUUGAAGAUGUAUGUCGCACUUGUUUGUCUAAGGAAAAUGAACUGCAUUCAGUGUUUGAAGUGUCUGUCGGUGCCGUUUCUCUUCAAUGUGUGAUCAGUGAAACAACAGGCAUACAUGUGAAUAGGUAUGAUGGAUUACCAACAACUAUUUGUAAUCUAUGCAAAGAAAAAGCUUCUAAAGCCUAUGAAUUCAGAAAACAAUCACAAGAUGCCAACAUAACUAUCCAAAACUAUUAUAACAAAGAAAAACAUGAAAAUUCUGGCUCUCAGUCUAAUGCUAAUAUCAAAACAGAGCAUCCUUCAAUAGAUGAUAAUGAUUAUGUAGAUUGGAUGGAACUAGAUGAUUAUAACGAUCUUGAGCCAGUCAAGAAUGAAGAUGUAGAAACUUCAUCACAUAAUCAAUGUAAAAAUUGUGGUUUGAGUUUUCAAAACAGCACAAAAUUACAGGAACAUUUGGCAAAAAAAUGUUUAAAAGUGGAAAUAGAGGAUGCAGCCACCAAUUACUGUCCAUUAUGUGGUACUAGUUACAAUGAUGCUGUUAAUUUAACAGCUCACAUGUGGGAAAGUCAUGCUGAAAUGAUGGGACCAAAGAAAAGAGGGAGACCUAAAAAAGUUUUGACAACAACUAUAUUAACAAAAUUAUCAGAAAACGGUUUUCGUCUUAAAGCUCUAUCAGUUGAAAAAAAUGAAUGUAUAAUUUGUGAAGAGCAAUAUAAAACCAAAGAAGACUUGGGAAAGCAUUUUAUGGAUCAUAAAGAUACGAAAGUGUUAUGUUGUUUAUUGUGCAAGAAGAUGUAUUUAAAAAGAAAGAAUUUCAAUCUACACGCAUGUGGGGAUAACGAUAAAGGAAAUAUAAAGAAAGAAGGUGUCACAACUGAUAAUAAACAGAAUGUAACUGAAAUAGUUUUAGAAGAAUUGUUGGAACUUAAUGGAAUCACGGUUUGUGAAGCGUGCACAUGCGUGUUCACUUCAGAAGGGGAUCUGAUGACCCAUAAUGAUGUAGAACAUCCAGAACGCUCACUGCGAUGUAAUCUAUGUUUGAAGGUGUUCGCUUCAGUGAAAUCAGCUGCGCGUCAUCGAAGUAUUUGUAAAGAGAUUGAAAGAAAACAUAAAUGCAACACGUGCGGUCUCAAAUUCGCAUAUGAAAUUUCAUUGAACAAGCACAUACUUAGGUAUCAUGAGGGUCAAAGCGUAUCUGUUAAAUUCAUGGACACCAAGACUAAAGACGAAGGGAAACAAUACCAGUGUGACAUAUGUACUAAACAAUUUUCUAGGAAGGAACUCCUCGCCAAACACACUAGAAUGCAUUCAGAGAAACUUCACGAAUGUGAUGUAUGUAAAAAGAAAUUUAAUAGAAGCGAUAAUUUACGUUCACAUAAGCGCACACACGACCCUCGUGACAAAGCCAAAGUGAACACUUGCCUUUGCCUGUACUGUGGUCGUAGUUUCAAUAAUUCCUCCAAUCUCAUCGUGCACAUGCGUAGGCACACCGGUGAGAAACCCUAUAAGUGUGACUUCUGUGGGAAAGGAUUCCCACGAUCAUCUGAUCUUCAAUGUCAUCGUAGAUCUCACACGGGCGAGAAACCAUGUGUUUGUCGAGUCUGUGGAAAAGGGUUCUCUCGCAGUAAUAAAUUGUCGCGUCACAUGCGUGUCCACACUGGCUUAAAACCUUAUAAGUGCACCUACUGUGAGAAAGCAUUUUCUCAGAGCAAUGAUCUCACGCUACACAUUCGUCGUCACACCGGAGACAAACCCUAUAUUUGCGAAGUCUGUGGCGAUAGGUUUAUUCAGGGGACAGCACUACACAAUCACAGAAGAACACACGGUCAUUUUCCGCCAUCAUCAUCCGAUACUCAAACGCAAGGACCACCCAUUGCCUACACUGUACAAAGUAUUACUCAUCAAAAUACUGCCCAGUAGUUGAUGUAAUUAUAUAUAAAUCAAUGACAAUUU
Molecule: messenger RNA, 2126 nt
Organism: Diatraea saccharalis (sugarcane borer)
Lineage: Eukaryota; Metazoa; Arthropoda; Insecta; Lepidoptera; Crambidae
Source: the annotation of a GenBank genome assembly